UGUUAACAUAGUCGUCAGUCAGUCCCUAAUAGCUCAUGGCGAUCGGUUGCCUUCAAAGUGGCAGAGAUGAUAUGGACAAUUCCUUGUGCCUUUGCUUCUCAGAUCCAUGCUCCUGCACUAUGGAAAAAUAUGAUGACUCCUCGAUGGCGCCACUGGGAUGGCAACAGGCACCGGGGCAAGGGGCCCCUCCGUCGCAGGUCCCCCAACAGCAGCAGCUUUCCGUGGUGACAACGGUUUGGGGCGUCACUACUAGUACCCAGAGUGGUCCCAUGGCGCACGGCUCCUACGGGGGCACCAACACGACCAUGGCUCAGACCCCGUAUUCAGGUGGUAGUCAUCAGAACUCCUACCCUGGUACCAUGACGCCCAAGUCCUACCCUCCCGUCAUGAGUUCCAGGCAGAACGGACCUGGCUACAAUGGCUAUGCACCAAAUCCUCCUCAAAUGUCUGCUGGUAUGCCAGGAGCUAUGCCUAAUACUGGUCACAAUACUGGGAAUGAUUAUCAGACCUCCCAUUCUGCAUUAAGUGCUGCUGCACUCGUAGCUGCUGCUGCAACAGCAACCGCUACAGCUACAGCCAGUGUUGUAGCGCUUCAGGAACGCCAGCAAGGCUCCAAUGUUAAUAAUCAAUAUGGGCAGGUACCAACUAUGCAAGCUUCACCGUAUCAGGCGGGUUAUGUGCCUGGCCCUCAACGAAUGCCAACUAAUCAGCCAAUGAACAAUGGUAUGAGUGCAAAUAUGGGUAACCCAAUGGGGGGCUCAUUAAAUACAAUGACUAAUCAUAUGAACAAUUCUAUGAUGAAUAUGUCAAACUCUGUGUCUCCAAUGUCCAUGAAUGGACCUAUGGGUAUGAACUCUACUGCCAUGAAUAAAUCCAUGGCAGGUGUUGGUGGUGCUGUACAGCCUCCGCAUGCAUCUAUGUAUGGCAGCAGCUCUCCGGGUAUGAUGUCACAAACAAGGAAUAGGGUGGCACCAUAUCCCUCACCUCAGCAACAUAUGGCCCAGAAGAGGCCUACACAGUACAGUCCUAUGGUGCAGCAAUAUGGACCAGCUGGUAUGCAGCAUUAUGGAGCUAAUACCCAGCAUAGUUUUAAUGCUACACAGUAUCCUGGUGGACCUGCUAACCAGUUUGUAAAGCAGCAGCAAUACAAUCCAAAUGUACAGCAACAAGCAAUGACGAACCCCAGCUACCUCACCCAGCAGCAGAUGCGGCCAAGCAUGAGACCUCAGUCAAAUCCAUAUGUCAAUCAGGGAGGACAGUACUAUUCUCAGGGGCAGAUGAAUGGAACACCCCCACAUCAAGCUCCUGCAUAUGAGCAGCAAUAUGGUGGUCCUCAGUAUCCUCAACAAAACAUGCAACGAAACUUAAACUAUCAGCCGCCCUCUAUUCCUGGAAAUCCUACACCUCCUUUAACUCCUGCCUCAGGAAUACCGCCCUACUUAUCUCCAAAUCCUGAUCUGAAGCCUACGUUUCCAGAAAUGAAGCCAUCCUUGCCUGCCCAAAAAGAUGAUGAAUUACGUCUUACCUUCCCCGUUCGUGAUGGCGUCAUCUUGAAUCCUUUCCGUCUUGAGCAUAAUCUUGCUGUGAGCAACCAUGUCUUUCAUCUUAAACCUUCUGUACAUCAAACAUUAAUGUGGCGUACAGAUUUAGAGCUACAGUUAAAAUGUUUCCAUCAUGAAGACAGACAGAUGAACACUAACUGGCCUGCGUCUGUACAAGUAUCUGUAAAUGCAACUCCUCUUUGCAUCGACAGGGGUGAAAACAAAACAUCACACAAACCACUGUAUUUAAAAGAAGUGUGCCAGCCGGGUCGAAAUACCAUUCAAAUCACCGUCACCGCAUGUUGUUGUUCCCACCUAUUCCUGCUACAACUUGUCCAUAGACCUACAGUCCGAUCUGUUCUCCAAGGCCUUCUCAGGAAAAGGCUUCUCCCGGCAGACCACUGCAUAACGAAAAUAAAGAGGAACUUCACAAGUGUGGCUGCAUCUGCCAGUAGUGCUUUAAAUGGUGAAGAUGGUGUCGAACAAACAGCAAUUAAAGUUUCACUGAAAUGUCCCAUCACGUUUAAGAGGAUCACAUUGCCUGCUCGAGGGCAGGAAUGUAAGCACAUACAGGGUUUCGAUCUGGAGUCUUACCUGCAGUUGAAUAGUGAAAGAGGUGCCUGGAGAUGUCCUGUUUGCAAUAAAUCAGCCUUGUUAGAAGGUCUUGAGGUGGAUCAGUACAUAUGGGGUAUUUUGACAAACCUAAGCAGUACUGAUGUGGAGGAGGUUACAAUAGAUGCUACUGCUAGCUGGAAACCCGUGUCAAUGAAAGCAAUCAAAGAAGAGCAUGAUGGAGGAGAUAUGUGCUCUGCAGCAAAGCGCUUCAAAGCCAUGUCUCCAAACAGUAUGACAAUGCCAACAACCAGCACAUGGGAGAUGGGUCAAGGUCUUUCACCUUACUCAGCUCUGCCACCCCCUGAUAUGCAGACAUUGUCAAAUGGUCCCAUGUCUAAUGGACCAAUGUUAUCAAAUGGAGUAAAUUAUGGAAGUGCAUCAAGUGGUUUUGAUUUCCAUUCUUCGGCUUCAGAUUUUAGUAGUCCUCUUUCUCAUUUAAAUGAAAGUGUUUCAUCAUUAGAUCCUCUUGCUGCGAUGGAAAAGUCCUUAAUUCACCAUGAGCAG
Messenger RNA from Stegodyphus dumicola, 2660 nucleotides. RefSeq names its product zinc finger MIZ domain-containing protein 1-like. Gene Ontology annotation, cellular component: chromatin. The record is from RefSeq and is a predicted model, not a curated record. Gene Ontology annotation, molecular function: zinc ion binding; SUMO ligase activity. Lineage: Eukaryota; Metazoa; Arthropoda; Arachnida; Araneae; Eresidae. Gene Ontology annotation, biological process: regulation of transcription by RNA polymerase II; protein sumoylation.